Spea bombifrons (plains spadefoot toad) is the source of this 1172-nucleotide messenger RNA. It is a transcript of the gene JUNB, whose product is annotated as JunB proto-oncogene, AP-1 transcription factor subunit. Lineage: Eukaryota; Metazoa; Chordata; Amphibia; Anura; Pelobatidae. Gene Ontology annotation, molecular function: transcription factor binding; RNA polymerase II cis-regulatory region sequence-specific DNA binding; DNA-binding transcription factor activity, RNA polymerase II-specific. Gene Ontology annotation, biological process: regulation of cell cycle; regulation of cell population proliferation; regulation of transcription by RNA polymerase II. The record is from RefSeq and is a predicted model, not a curated record. The transcript has a single exon. Bases 9 to 929 code for a protein of 306 amino acids. Gene Ontology annotation, cellular component: transcription regulator complex.
CUACUUCCAUGUGCUCCAAGAUGGAGCAGCCUUUCUACCAUGAUGACUCCCUGCUUUCUGCCUACUCCCGCACUGACUCGGGACUCCUUAAAGGGACCCUGGGGCAUCUAGCCGAGACCUACCGGCUCCCCAAACAUGACAUGUCCUACUACCCUACUCAGGACUCCUCAUCCCACCACACAGCCCCUGGCAGCUUAAAGAUGGCUGCCCCGGAGCUGGAGAGACUGAUCAUCCACAGCGGACCCGGUGUCCUCAAUGGUAGCAAUGGGGGGCAGCUCUACUACGCCCCCCGAGGAGGAGGAGGCGGCGGCAUUACCGAGGACCAGGAAGGCUUCGUGGAUGGGUUUGUCAAGGCGCUCGAUGACCUGCACAAGAUGAACCGGGAUGUUCCCCCAAACGUGUCCCUGGGAGGCAGCUCCGGGCCCAUGGCUGGUACAGGUUCCUCGCCCCCCGCCGGUAUCUACAGCGAUGCCGCGGUGUAUGCCAACCUGACCAGCUACCACCAGAGCUGCUACAGACAGCCCUCUGCCACCAUCAACUACCUACCCCAGGGCCACGGGGACUACGGGGCAUCGCCCUUCAAGGAAGAGCCACAGACUGUCCCCGAUGCCGGGGGUGUGAGGGCCGAUAGCAGGGAGAGCACCCCGACGCCCCUCUCCCCCAUCAACAUGGAGGAGCAGGAGAAGAUCAAGGUGGAGAGGAAGAGGUUAAGGAACCGCCUGGCAGCCACCAAAUGCCGCAGGCGGAAGCUGGAGCGGAUCGCCAGGCUGGAGGAUAAGGUCCGGGAGCUGAAGAAUGAGAACAGCGGCCUCAGCGGCACGGCCGGGGCCCUCCGGGAGCAGGUGGAGCAGCUGAAGAUCCGGGUGAGGGAGCACGCCAGGCACGGCUGCCAGCUUCUACUGGGGAGCAAGGGCCACCAGGUCUUCUGAUGCCGGAGACGCGUCUGAUUCGCCUUCUUCUGCUUCACCUGAGUCAAGGCCGGCAUCUUCUAGGUCAAUCUGAGGGACCUCAUGGUGGCUAAAGAGAAAAGGGGGUGCCCGACAGAGGCACCUGCAGGCGGGGGGAGACCAGCUGUGACUUUCUGAGCUUUUUGGCUCUUCCUGGAACCCUUCCAUCCUCUCCCCCCUACUGCCUCCAUGUAUUACUGCUGCUCAAACCCCCCAAUAGCGGGG